UACACGCUUGAAUGAUAAUAACGACUUGUCUCCCUCUUUCGUUCAAGGAACCUGAAGGCUCGUCGGAUUUUUAAUUCAGUCUUCAGUCGUUUACGUUACAUACCCAUACCAGUAGGUUGGACCCACAGUCAGUUCGAAGAUGAAUAAUUUGUUAAAGUUGUUGUUCGUUUCUUUCGUUUUUGGUCUUGUUUCUUCAGAAGUACCAGAUGCGACACCAGAAGUAAAAGAAGAAAACGGUGUUUUAAUUUUGACCAACGAUAACUUCGACUCCGUUGUCACAGAAACCAAACAUGUCCUUGUUGAAUUCUAUGCUCCAUGGUGUGGCCACUGCAAAGCACUUGCCCCCGAGUAUGCUAAAGCAGCAGCCCAGUUGAAAGAAGAGGGAUCUGAAGUUAAACUUGGCAUGGUUGAUGCCACAGUAGAAACUGAGCUAGGAACAAAAUUCAAGGUUCAGGGUUACCCUACCCUUAAAUUCUUCAAAAACGGCUCACCGCUGGAAUAUGGAGGUGGAAGACAAGCAGCAGAUAUCGUAAGUUGGUUGAAAAAGAAGACUGGACCACCAACCGUACCCCUUGAAAAUGCUGAAGCCGUUGCUAACUUUAAGAAAGAUAAUGAAGUUGUUGUUAUUGGAUAUUUCCCAGAUAGUGAAAGUGAUGGACACCUGAGCUUCAAGAAAGUCGCCGAUGAGAUUGAUGAUGUCAUGUUUGGAUCCAUUCACACAGCAGAAGCUGCAGCGGAAUCUGAUAUCGCAGAAAACACAGUCACUGUAUUCAAGCAGUUUGACGAGGGUCGUGCGGAUUAUGAUGGCGCUGUCACUGACGGAGAUUUACUUAACAAGUUUGUCAAAGAAAACCAACUUAGAUUGGUGACUGAGUUCACUUCAGAGAGUGCUCCAAAGAUCUUUGGAGGAGACAUCCAGAUCCACAAUCUUCUCUUCAUCCCAAAAUUGAGCCAGGAAUCUCAGGAUCAUCUCACUGCUUUCACUGAAGCUGCCAAACAAUUCAAAGGAAAAGUUUUGUUCAUCUACAUCGACACUGACAGCGAAGAAAACAAGAGAGUCAUGGAAUUCUUCGGUUUGACUGACGCAGACAUCCCUGAUUAUAGAAUCAUCAAGAUGUCCGAGAACAUGGCCAAGUUCAAGCCCGACACCAAAGAGCUCACCACCGAAGCAAUCGCUGCAUUCACCAACAAAGUUGUCACAGGAGAAGUUCAGCGUCACUUAAUGAGUGCUGAGAUCCCUGAUGAUUGGGAUAAGAACCCAGUCACUGUUCUUGUUGGAAAGAACUUUGAACAAGUUGCUUAUGACAAGAAGAAGAAGGUUUUCGUUGAAUUCUACGCCCCAUGGUGUGGUCACUGCAAGUCGCUUGCCCCAACCUGGGACAAACUUGGUGAGAAAUACAGCGACAAUGCUGACGUUGUAAUCGCCAAGAUGGACUCGACAGCAAACGAACUUUCCCAGUUCGAAAUCAGUGGUUUCCCAACCCUCAAGUUCUUCCCCGAAGUUGCCGAAGGAGAAGAACAAAAAGUUCUGGACUAUGAUGGUGAUCGUACUGUGGAAGCAAUGGCUGCUUUCAUUGAUUCCAACGGAGAGAAAGUAAGUGGUGGUGGUGACGAAGACCUUGAAGAGGUUGAUGAGGAGGAUUUGGAUGAAGAUAUGGAUGAUAGUCUCCCAGAAGAAGUUGAGCAAGAAGCUGGCAGCAAAGAUGAGUUGUAACUUCACAAGAUCAGUUUCUUGUCCAGAACUUUAAUAUAUUCCAGUCCUGAUAAAACCAGGGCUUUUCAAAAGAAACUUUAAAUUUAUUGUUGCCUUUUCUAUGCUUUUAUAAGUGUUAAGGGUCCAUUGAAGCAUAACAACCCUUAUUACAGCAGCAACCUGUCUUAAAAAAAAUUCGUAAGAAAGAUAUCGUUCAUAUAAAAGUCCUAAUUUUUUCUUUCCUUGAAAUUUUAAACAAACCCAAUGCUUGUGUGUCUUGGUGUGGUAAGCCAUGUGUGCCAUAACAUUUGUUUUGUGUAUUCAUGUAAAUGCAGUCGAUUGUGGGUCCUUUACCGAAUUCUGGUGGGUACAAUAAAGUUUCAGAAAUCAUGA
Ciona intestinalis (vase tunicate) is the source of this 2086-nucleotide messenger RNA. The record is from RefSeq and is a predicted model, not a curated record. Lineage: Eukaryota; Metazoa; Chordata; Ascidiacea; Phlebobranchia; Cionidae.